Diaporthe amygdali is the source of this 2112-nucleotide messenger RNA. RefSeq lists its product as uncharacterized. The record is from RefSeq and is a predicted model, not a curated record. Gene Ontology annotation, biological process: urea transmembrane transport. Lineage: Eukaryota; Fungi; Ascomycota; Sordariomycetes; Diaporthales; Diaporthaceae. The transcript is spliced from 3 exons. Gene Ontology annotation, molecular function: urea transmembrane transporter activity. The coding region runs from base 1 to 2112 and encodes 703 amino acids. Gene Ontology annotation, cellular component: plasma membrane.
AUGUCCAGUGGGGAUGGAGUCCAUGUCUUGAGUCAAGGUGUAGGAUAUGGCAUCGUUGUUGGCAUUGGCGCUUUUUUCGCUCUCAUGAUGUUGGCUAUAACUUAUCUCCAGAAUCGCUAUACUACCUACUCAACUAAGCAGUCUGAGGAGUUCAACACGGCAUCCCGAAGCGUCAAGCCGGGGCUCAUUGCCGCAGGCAUUGUUAGUUCCUGGACCUGGAGCUCCACCCUGCUCACGUCGAGUACAUUCGCAUACUCGUAUGGCAUCGGCGGGCCAAUGUGGUACGCAGCGAUGGGCUCCUCGCAGAUCCUUCUGUUCGCUCUGAUCGCAAUAAAAAUCAAAACCAACGCCCCUGGCGCACACACCUUCCCAGAAAUCAUCCUUGCGCACCACGGUCGCCUGAAUCACCUCACUUAUCUCUUCUUCGCCUUCGCAACCAACCUGCUCGUGGGCUCUUGUCUCGUGUUGGGAGGGAGCCAGGUCGUCGGCGCUCUGUCCGGUGUCAACGUCUACGGCGCAUGCUUCCUUAUCCCAUUGGUGGUUGCAGCCUAUGUGAUCGCUGGAGGUUUGAGGAGCACGUUCAUCGCCGACUAUGCACACACGGUGAUCCUUUUCGUAGCGAUCCUCACGUUUGGAUUCAGCAUGUACGCGACGAACCCAACAGUUGGAAGCAUUAGCAAGUUCUACGACCUGCUACUUGAGGCCGGAAAGGACAUGCCAAUCACUGGGAACGCGCAUAACGGAUCGUAUUUGACGUUCAAGUCAGAUGACGGACUCGUUUUCGCUAUUGACCUACUUGUCGCGGGUUUCUGCACGGUAUGGCUGGAUCAAGCUUAUUGGCAACGUGCAAUCGCCUCCAGGCCCGAGACAUCCGUUAAAGCUUAUAUUUUUGGUGGAAUCGCCUGGUAUGGUAUACCUUUCGGGUUCGCCACGGCGAUGGGACUUGGUUGUGCAGCACUGACAUCCAGCCCCUCGUUCCCGACGUAUCCCAAUCCGCUCUCGGCAGCCCAGAACGGCAGUGGAUUGUCUGCUCCCGCCACGGCUAUCGCAUUGCUAGGAAGCGGCGGUGCAGGACUUAUGCUCCUCCUUUUAUUCAUGGCUGUUACGAGUGCAACAAGUGCAGAACUCAUCGCCGUGUCCAGUCUGAUCACGUUCGACAUAUACAAGACGUAUAUCAGACCGGCCGCAACUUCGGACGAGCUUGUCCGAAUAAGUCAUUAUGGCAUCAUCAUAUUCUCUGUGAUUCUGGCCUCAUUUUGCUGCAUUCUGAACGCCGUCAGCAUUAACCUCACUUGGGUGCUAACGGUCCUUGGUGUUAUUGUCGGCGGCGCGUCAAUUCCCGUCGGACUGAUCUUAUUGUGGGAACCCAUGUCCUCCUGCGCAGCCCUGAUAUCGCCCUGGAUCGGGACCGCACUGGGCCUGGUCGCUUGGUUCGUCGUGACUAAGCUCCGCAGUGGGAGCAUCUCAGUGGAAACGACAGGCGACGUAACGAAUGCUGUCGCCGGCAAUGUCACAUCGUGUUGCACAGGUGUUAUAAUGGCAUUUGUGCUAUCAUACCUGUUUCCAACCAAAUGGGGGGCAGCAGAAGCCGAUGGCGACCUUCUUGCAAAGAUCAGGCAGGACAAGAUUCUGCAAGGUAUUUCCACUGAAGCUCCACGAGAUACUGCGGUGGUCAACAACUUCACUGGGUCGGACUUGGAAAAGGCCGAGUCAAGUCCAAUAGCUCCAACCAGGGAAACUGGUGAACUCCAGCCUGCUUCGGACCCAGCCCCCGAGACGGUAGUUCCCACAGGCAACGCGAUUGUGGACUUCCUCGAGGCUUCAUACUCACAGCCUAUGGAUGCCGAGCAAGCUCGGGUUGCAACGAAGCUUGCCUACGGAUUUAACAUCGCGUACUGGACUGUAGCAGUGAUUCUCGUCCCAUUUUCGUUCUUUGGCAGCGAGUGGGAAUUCACGAGAGCGGGCUUUGUGGGAUGGUGUGUUGUGUCCUUUAUUUGGGUAUGGUUUAGUGCGCUGAUUUGUAUCCUGUGGCCUAUCUGGGAGAGUCGGGAAACGAUGUGGACGAUUGUGAAGGGCAUGUCCCGUGACGCGCUGGCAAGGGAAAGGGCGUGA